AUGGAAUAUUAUCUUGUAAAAUGGAAAGGAUGGCCAGAUUCUACAAAUACUUGGGAACCUUUACAAAAUCUCAAGUGCCCAUUACUGCUUCAGCAAUUCUCUAAUGACAAGCAUAAUUAUUUAUCUCAGGUAAUCACAAGUGAAGAAGCUGAAAGACGGGGACAGUUAUAUGACAACAAAGGAAUCACAUAUCUCUUUGAUCUGGACUAUGAAUCUGACGAAUUCACAAUGGAUGCAGCUCGAUAUGGAAAUGUGUCUCAUUUUGUGAAUCAUAGUUGUGACCCAAAUCUUCAGGUGUUCAAUGUUUUCAUUGAUAACCUCGAUACUCGUCUUCCCCGAAUAGCAUUGUUUUCCACGAGAACCAUAAAUGCUGGAGAAGAGCUAACUUUUGAUUAUCAAACGAAAGGUUCUGGAGAUAUAUCUUCAGAUUCUAUUGACCACAGCCCAGCCAAAAAGAGGGUCAGAACUGUAUGUAAAUGUGGAGCUGUGACUUGCAGAGGUUACCUCAACUGA
Propithecus coquereli (Coquerel's sifaka) is the source of this 513-nucleotide messenger RNA. Its product is annotated as histone-lysine N-methyltransferase SUV39H2-like. Bases 1 to 513 code for a protein of 170 amino acids. Gene Ontology annotation, cellular component: nucleus. The transcript has 2 exons. The record is from RefSeq and is a predicted model, not a curated record. Gene Ontology annotation, molecular function: protein binding; histone H3K9 methyltransferase activity. NCBI's taxonomy places the organism in Eukaryota, Metazoa, Chordata, Mammalia, Primates, Indriidae.